AUGGCCAACUCCAUUUUGAACCGCCUAGCCGCCUUGGACACCAACACCGUGUCCGAUGCCUUGGAUUUCCUCAACCUCAAAGGAGCCACAUACGGCCUACGGCCUCUCUGGGACUGUCCCAAAAUUGUCGGCCGCGCCAGCACAGUGAAAGUCGGCCCUAAAACCGACACUGCCCCCACCACCCAUCUACUCACCCCAGUCAUCGAUGCCGUCACGACCGACGAUCGCAUCCUCGUCAUCUCCGGAGGCAUCGACGGCAUCUCCUGCUGGGGCGACAUCCUCGCCAACGCCUCCAAAGAGAAGCGCAUCCGUGGUACCAUCAUCGACGGCAUGAGCCGGGACAUCGACGGCAGCCGUGACGUCGGUUAUCCUGUUUAUGGCCGGGGAGUGACCAUGAUCAGCGCGCGCAACCGCGUGGUGCAGAUUGAGUUCGGCACGCCGCUGCAGAUGCGCGGUGUCACGGUCCACCAGGAUGAUUAUGUGAUUGCCGAUAACUGCGGAACGGUCUUUGUACCGGAUAGCCAUAUCGAAGAGGUCCUACAGUUGGCUGAGCGCAUCGAUUGUCGUCAGAAUCUCAUGGUGCAGGCUGUUCGAUCUGGAAAGCCUGUCUCGGAGGUCAUGCAUGAUACGCAAUUUGAAGCUAUCCGGGAGGGUGGCUCUUCGACGGCCACCCCGUCUACUCCUCACAAUCCUAGGGAGGCUAGUCCGGAGGAUGCAGAGUUGGUUGCGCUGUUUGCCGAUUCUGAUACCCCUGGUGUUUCGGACGCCCUGGAUAAGCUGGGAAUCCCUGGACAGGCGUUCGGAAUCAUGCCGUUGGCCAACUACAACAAGGUGACCGUGGGACCGGCCUUCACAGUCCGGUACGUACCUGCCAGUGAUCCCCCAGGCAGUGUGGGAGAUUUUAUCGAUGACGUGGCUGAGGGUGACUUCGUGGUCAUCGACAACGGUGGUCGUACCGACUGUACCGUCUGGGGUGAUAUCAUGACCCAGUAUGCCGGCUUGCGAGGGAUUGCUGGGACGGUUAUCGACGGAGUCUGCCGGGAUGUCAACCGUGCGAUCAACGAUGAAUAUCCCCUUUUCACCGCGGGACGCUGGAUGCGGACUGGCAAGGAUCGUGUUCAAGUAGGAGGGGUCAAUGAGUCGGUGGGUAUCGGCAAGGUCCGUGUCAACCCUCGCGAUAUCGUGGUGGCAGAUGCGAACGGGGUGGUGAUUGUCCCACGAGCUCGGGCCCGUGAGGUGGCCGAAGUGGCUCGCAAGAUUGAGAAGAGUGAAGAGGGCAUCCGGGCGAUGAUUGGGAGCGGAGCGACUAUUGCUGAUGCGCGGAAGCAGCUGGGAUAUCAUACUCUGCAGCGGGCAUGA
Aspergillus ibericus CBS 121593 is the source of this 1359-nucleotide messenger RNA. RefSeq names its product RraA family protein. The transcript has a single exon. Lineage: Eukaryota; Fungi; Ascomycota; Eurotiomycetes; Eurotiales; Aspergillaceae. The coding region runs from base 1 to 1359 and encodes 452 amino acids. The record is from RefSeq and is a predicted model, not a curated record.